Molecule: messenger RNA, 978 nt
Organism: Paracoccidioides brasiliensis Pb18
Exons: 1
Coding region: 1-978 (325 amino acids)
Cellular component (GO): membrane
Source: RefSeq, a predicted model, not a curated record
AUGCCCAACCUCUCGACCCUCCUCCCGCCCUUCCUCUCGACCCUCUCCCUCCCCCCGCCCCAGUCCACUCACCUCCUGAACAUCUCGCUCCCCCUCCUCGUCCUCUCAGAGCGCUUCUCCUUCUACCCAGGAAGCUACAUCUUCAAACUCCUCUCCUCCGCCGCCUUCCUGGCCGGCCCGCUCUAUUACCUGGCCCCUUCAUCGCCGUUCCAGUUGAGUCAAUGGAACCCAUACCACCUCCGCAUUGCUGCGGGAUUGGUCUUCUCUGCCGUCGGGGAUUACUGUCUCAUUCCCACGCGGACAGCGUAUUACGACAAGCAUCUUGGUGUUUUGCAUGCUGCUAGGAAGCAGAGCAGUGCUGGCAAGCGAGCGGAAGAGGAGGAGGAAGACGUAGCAGAGGAAGAGGAAGAGGAAACGCCGCAGGACAUCUCCAAGUCCUUCCGAGCCGGUGUCGCUGCCUUCGCCGCCGCUCACAUCUCAUAUGUCCUCGCCUUCCUGCACAACACCACGAACCGCAGCGCCUCGACCCAAAUCUCCUGGCCCAUCUUCACAACCACCUUCGGCGCCUCCAUGCUGCUCGCCAAAAUCACAGGCAUCAUAUACCCGCCCAGAAACACCAAAUCGAAGUCGAAGUCGAAGUCGAAAUCGAAACACGCUGCCAGCUUGGCCAAUUGCAAUUUACUCAACCUCUCCAUAGCAGACGACAUGCGUCCUCUCGUGCUCGGCUACUCGGCCAUCAUCAGUGGCAUGUUGGCCGUUGCCGCAUCGACUUCUGCUGCUGCUCCUGCUACUGCUGCUGGGGGGUUUGCGCCAGCGCACCAGCGACUGCUUGGAGCAGUGAUGUUUGUUGCGUCUGAUCUCUUUGUGGCGAGGGAUGCGUUUGGGAAAGGGAAUGAGGGGCAUCCUGGUUGGUUGAGGCCGAGUGCGGGGUUUGGGUUGUAUUUUUGGGCGCAGAUGCUGAUUGCGGGGACGGUGUAG